AGUCUGCAAACAUCCCUUUAAAAUAGUUGUAAGUUCAAAAGAAAACAGGUAUACAGUUUGACAAUGUGAUAUGAUCCGUAUCCAGUCAUUCAUACUAAAAAUUAGAAUGAUUGGAAUAGCAUUCUAGCAUAUAAAUAUAUAUGGUGUACACAUAAUAUUUAAACACUGUCAAGUGAAAAUUGACAUUCGAUUUUGGAAAUCGAUUUAAACAAGUUUGAACAAAGAGCUAGCGUUUAAAGCUGACCACUGGACGACUUAUAGUUUCUUGAGAAGGUGGUGUAAUGAGAACAUUUAUAUAUUUUUGAAAACUGAAAUGACGAACUUCUGAUAUGGUUCGGAAGAAAAGAUCGAUCUUCUUUAUUUUUUUAUUUGCCUUCACCAUAUUUAUAAUGGGAAUGAUGAGGACAUCCCCGGAAUUUCAUUUAUACAAUCGCCAACUGCUCAAGAGAAGGCUAGAAAUUGGCAAUGUUCAAAAUAUUUUUGAAAUUUCGCCUGUAGACAACCAAUCAUCCGUGAGAUAUAAUGUUAAAGAUAUAAGAAAUAUAGUUCCUGAAAUCAGACCUAGAACAGUGAAAACUCCAGAGAUGAAAUUAUUCAAAAAGGUAAACCACGACGUCAUUUUUGGUAUACAAAAAAAAAACUGGACUGAAUGGGGCGACAUACAUUGUUCGGGAAAUUUUUACAAUUUCAAAGGGUCUAUGAUGUUGAUGAAAAAUGUCAUAAUUGAUCCUUUAAGGAAAAAGAGUGUUGCGAAAGGUGGCGAAGAUAUCAAAUCAGUCAUUGGCCAUACGGAGAAGGAUGAGGAAGUUACCAUGCAAAGUGGAUUUUUCAACAUUCCUUGUGAAGAGCUUCCGAAAAUGACGUUUCGUAAACGAUCUCAUUUUUACAACUGGUUUUCAGGAAUUUCAACACGAAAAGGUAAUAAUGAUGGAAACUCGUAUGAUUCUACGUUCACUGUGUUAAUACGACGAGGAGACUAUGCAAAUUUAUACUGGACAUUGAUGGAACUUUUCAAUACGUAUUUAACAAUUCGUUUAUUUGGUGAAAAUCCUAAAACCACAGAUGUUAUAAUAAUGGAUGCACAUCCUGCUGGAAAAUUAGACAAUUUAUGGAGUAUACUAUUUGGCAACGUAUAUAGGAUAGGACAUAUGCAGAAAAAAAGUUUUCAUAAAAAGCUAGCAUGGGUCCUUCCCGAUGGCCCAAUGUCACAGUAUGUACAAAAUAUUCCAUUUGUCGAAGAAUUCAAAUUUGCCUUGUAUCAAGGGGUUCAAAAUUCUUCAUCUUUAUAUCACAAUUGUACUGAUUCUCAAAAAGUCACUUUUAUUUUACGAAAAGACUAUGUAGCUCAUCCUAGAAAUCCAAGGGGAAAAGUGCAACGGAAAUUAUCAAAUGAAAAAGAGAUUAUGGAUUAUUUAAUUAAAAAAUUUCCAAAUGCUCUCAUACAUGCAAUACAAAUAGACCUAUUACCAAUUGAAGAACAAAUAAAAUUGAUAUAUGAAACUACUAUCUUGGUCGGAAUUCACGGUGCCGGUUUAGGACAUACUUUAUUGUUGCGUUCUGGAUCUACCAUGAUCGAACUUUUUCCAUCUUCAUACAAACGCUCUCCUAACCCACAUUUUCAGCAGUUUGCAUAUUGGGCAGACGUGCAUUAUGACCGUUGGUACAGCUCCUCUCCAGCACAAAAGAGCAAUGAAUGGGUAUAUGUAGAACCAGAGGUACCAUAUAAAAUUAUAAAUCACGCUAUUGAUAGAUUUUGUAAACAUUAAUAUUAAAUGAAUGCUUUGUCAUAUAAAGGAUAAAGUAUGGCUACACUUGAAAUGUAACAAAGUCUGCAAAUUUUAACAUGAAAAGACCUGUUAGUCGUAUUUGGCUGUUAUAUUUUUUCAAUGUAUUGAAGUCACGAAUAAUCAAUUCCAUUAAAUUAGUUAAAAGAAGUACAUGUAUAUAUAACAACGAUAUUCAUCCUAUGCAAUCCAGCAAAUACAAAGACCCUUUUUUUGUGCUUCAUUUACAACUGGUAGGUAAUGGCUAAUUCGUGUAUGUGAUAAGAGAAUACAAUUAGUAAAUUUUAGUGACGGAAAGAUAUGGGUCCGCCAUAAAAUUUCGAAUUACAAAUAUUAUAGCAGCAAUAACAAAGCAAGCUAGUUAAGAGUAUUUUGUGUAGUAUUUUUUUGGCUAAUAAAACGUAUUAAUUGAUUUCAACACACAAAAACCUAUCAAAAGCCUAUAAUUUAUACGCCAGACGCGCGUUUCGACUACAUACCGCAAGACUCCUCGUGAUGUGUUUCUGGAAUACGGGCAUUAUACGCUGUACUAAGUACGCUUGACACCAAGUGUUUUGAAAUAAACAUUUUAAAACUUUUAAUAACUAAAAUUAUCGUUAAAUCAUUGUAUGCUCAGAAUGACAUUAUGUUCUGCUCAUACAUUUUCUGGAAAAUAACUCAAAUUUUGCCAAAGUCUGUGAAAAUUGCAGUUUUGAGUCAUCUUUAGGCCUAUAUAAUUCGGUCACAUGUUCGAAAAUACGCCAAAAUAUUGUUAAUAUACCUUUAAGUACACAUUAAUCUCGGAAACUGUGAAUUUCAGUAAAAAUUGAAGGACUUUUAGAAAAUGACAAUCGUGUGAAAUAAAUUCAUGGGAAAUCGGCCUCAACUCUGUUGAAUAAAAUCUUCGCAAAUUAAAAUCAAAUUUUCUAUCGAAAGCGACAAAUUUUGAGAAUUAUGCUAAGUUAUGUCAUAAUUGACGUAGUAUGACAACAUUUUGCCAGCCUGACAGUUAUUUAUUGGUAAAAUCUGAUAACUUCAUCAUCUUGAAGAAUGACCAGAAUAUAUGAUUGGAUAGAUUAAAGAUUAUUAUUUUUGUCGCUGGUAUAUUAAAUGAUGUAUAAUUAUUUAAUAUCUUGAAUUCAAAAAUCUAUUAAUUUUGAAUUAUCGACAAUAUUUAGUUAUCUAAAUAAUAUGGUCGAAACUUCUCACCACAAUAAUUUUCUGUGUCCAAUUGAUGACUAAGUUAUUUUUGUCGUUUGGUAGCUGUCAUAUUGACUUAUUUGACCCACAUCUUCUUUUUUUAUAUAUAUAUAUAUAUAUAUAAUGAUUUUAUUUUUUUAUCAAAUUACUGAAAAGCUAGUUGAAGUCACUCAAACUUACUAUCAAUAUAUCUUUUUCCUUAAAUCAUGGAACACAUGUUGGUUGUGUUUUUUCUCUACGCUUUUGUGUAUUAAAACUUUUUUAAAAAUUUAAUGUUUAGGUGCCAUUGACUGUCAGCUCAAUUGUGUCAUGUUCAAUGUUCCAUUAUACAAAAAAAAUGUGUGUAUUAAGAAACUUGGUAUUUGUGAAAACUAAUGCAGACGUGAUUUAGUUAUAUAAACACAUUAUUUUGUUAUUUGUUUACCUUUACGGAAGCGUAUUAGCGCCACACAACUUUUUUUUUUUAAUACUCUUCCUAUGUUUGCGUUAUAACGCAAACCUUUGCGAAAUAACGCAAACUUUUGCGUUAUAUAACGCAAACCUUUGCGAUUUAACGCAAACCUUUGCGAAAUAACGCAAACCUUAGCGUUAUAACGCAAACAUUUGCGAUAUAACGCACACCUUUGCGAAAUAACGCAAACAUUUGCGAUAUAACGCACACCUUUGCGUUAUAAAGUAAACCUUUGCGAAAUAACGCAAACUUUUGCAAUAUAACGCAAACAUUUGCGAUAUAACGCAAACCUUUUGCGUUAUAACGCAAACAUCUUGAUUUCAAUUAUUCAUUAAGUUUUGUAUAUAUGUCCGUCUGUCAUUAAUUUCGGUUGUGAUUUUAGAUAAGAAAAGAACCAUAAACACAAGGCCAAAUCAUUAUAAUAAAUAUGCAUAGGAAUAAGGGAAUACAUUGAAGUGCCAUAUACAUAAAUUAAGAAUGAUUUGUGCAUCAGAAAAGUAUAUAAUUUAACAAGAAAAUAGAUAUGGUAUAGGCAUAUUUUAAUUGGAAGAGCAAAAAUAAUGUCAUACAAUUGUGAAACUUGCAAGUCAAAUAGACAAAAUGAUCUUUCUGCUUUUAAAUGAGUUAUUAAUAAAGAACCAUUUUUUUUUAAAUUUUGAUGCAAGAAAUCGUUUUUUUAAAUCUCAGAAUAUGAUAAAGAUUCUUUGAUAGAAAGUCAUAGAAUUUUCAUUUCGAUCUAGUAAAGUUAUAACGCAAAGGUUUGCGUUAUUUCUCAAAGGUUUGCGUUAUAACGCAAACAUUGGAAGAAAUAUUAAAAAAUAUUAUUACAUUGGUUGCAAUGAAUUACAUUGAUUUCCCAGUGAAAUAAAAACCGAUAAUUUCACAUGUGAAAUAAACGUGGUUAUUUCACUCCUCUGAUGUCAUACAACAAUAGGCGUUGUCAAGACGUCGAUAACGUCGGAUCAAAACACAGUUGUGAAUGCGUAGAAAAAGAUAUAGUUCCUUACGUUUUCUACUUUAAUUUCAUAAAAAAAGCCAUUUGCCAAUGUAAUAAAAAGAAUAACUAAUCAAAGAAUUCAAAUAUCGAAAAAUAUUCAACUCGUGACAGAAAAACACUGAUAAUUAACUCAUGCGCUACGCGCAUUCGUGAAUUAAUGUGGUGUUCGGUCACUCGUUGAAUAUUUUUCUCUAUUUGAAUUCUUCGAUUAGUUAUUCUAUAAAAGUUGUGUGGCGCUAAUACGCUUUCGUAUACCUUAACUAUGUUUGUUUUGUUCUUUUAUAGUAUCCGAUGUUUAUUGUAUCCGAUCUGACUUGUGUGUGAUCUGAUUUUAAAAUGUGUACUUGUUCGUUUAAUCUCAUUUACAUGUAUGUGUCUGAGUGAGUGGAAUGUCUUGUCUUGGAAAUAUCACGAAUAAGUAAAGAUAUAAAAAAAAGUAUGUACUGCACAAAAGGUGAGGGAACUUUCAAUUGAACACACCCCUAAUGUACCGCUGUGGGCCAAGUUCACCUAUGCAUUUUUAAUACUCAUUUGUUUUUUAUUAUUAUUACUUGAAAAUGGUGCUUCAAUGAAAGCAAAAAUAUCUAUGAUAUUCGAAGUUUACACAAGUCUUUUUUUAUAUUGUUUUCUCUCAUUUUCUUGUUACGUGUUAUUGGUACACAUAUUGAUGAAAGGGGACGACCAUUUGAUAUUCGUCUGGGGAGGGGCAGCCCAUGAUGAUUUUAUUUUCUGACGGAAUAAUCAAUUUAACCUUUUAUGAGUCUCGCUUAUAUUUUUCAGUUCUUUACAGGCCAGAAUAAUCAUCCCCCACCCAGAAUAUUAAAUGGUCGUCACCUUUAAAAAUUACUGCAUUCAAAAAGUUAUUUAUUCUUAUUUUCAUUGUUUUUCUUAUUAAGUUCACUUGUAUGCCCUUAUUACUACAUUUUGUGGGUAUCUUUAUUCUUAAUAAAACAUCUUUUUACAUAAUAUCAUUUAAUUGUCAAAAUUAGUCUUCACAGUUUGAUGAAAAAUAUAAAUUAACCAAUGUAAAUCCUAUGUCUACAUAAAUUGUUUACUUGGGGCUGUUAGAACGCUUCCGAUUUCAAUGGAAUAUUAUACAAUUAUUUCCCAUGCCUGAGGGAGAUAUGAAUUGUUCACCCAAGAUUAUUCAUAUUUCACGAGGGCUCUGCCCGAGGGAAAUAUGAGUUUUCGAGGGUUAACAAAUCUUCAUAUCUCCCGAGGCAAAGGGAAAUGAAUGUUUUAUUCCACUGCCUAUGCUUUGUUUACUAUCAAUACAUUAAUUAUUAUUUGCAUACAUUUUUUUUUCUUAUCCGCUUGUUUUUAUAACGGUUAAACUAAACAUGACAUACACAUUGAUAAACAGUACGGAUCAAAAGUUCAUUAUUAGUCUUUUUGUUUUAUCGUCUGAAAUAAAUUUGAAUAUGAUAA
Molecule: messenger RNA, 5839 nt
Organism: Mytilus californianus (California mussel)
Lineage: Eukaryota; Metazoa; Mollusca; Bivalvia; Mytilida; Mytilidae
Exons: 4
Coding region: 330-1766 (478 amino acids)
Molecular function (GO): glycosyltransferase activity
Source: RefSeq, a predicted model, not a curated record